UUAUGUUAAUCGAAUUUGUAAUUUGUGGUAGUUUACGUUUACGUUGGUUUAGUUCGGAUAGAUUAGUUCCUUAGUGUUUAGUAUCAAGAUCAAAUGAUAUAUUUUGUUUGUUUGUUUGCUUGCUGAUAGUUUGUGCCACUAAAUUGGCCCUAAAGAUGACCUCUGCUGAAGAAGAAAACUUUCCUCGAGGUUGUAGAAAAGUAAAUUUGCCUCAGAAAAGGCCAAAAGAUGAAAAUUUAUUUCAUACAGAAAAUAUCCAUAAGGUAAAGAAAUCUAAAAAAUCUAAAAGAAAUCAAAAGGAAACUGCUACUGACGAUACGUUUCAUAAUUCCUUAAAAAUACAAGGAACUUUGUCUUAUAAUAAAAUUCAAGAGGGUAUGAUUAUAUUGGGCUGUAUUAGGCAUAUAACAAAUUUUUCAUUAGAAGUCGAAUUGCCAGGCUUAACUUUUGGUUUUGUACAUAUAACUAACAUCUCGGAUGCUUUCACCAAACAUUUAAGUAAUAUAUUAGAAGAAAAUGAAGAGAGUCAAGAUGUUUUGAGAGAUAUGUUUAAAAUUGGACAGUUUGUUAUUGUAAAAGUUUUAAGUAUUGAAAAUGAAGAAAAGGGGACAAAAGUGAAGUGCUCUUUAAAACCAAGUGAUAUUAAUUAUGAAAAAUCUCACGACUCUUUUAAAAAAGGAAUGCUAGUUUGGGGAUGCGUUCAGUCUGUCCUUGAUCAUGGUUAUGAAAUGAGUCUUGGUGUUAAAAAUUGUAGAGUAUUCUUACCCUCAAAAAAUGUUGAUGAAGGAAAACUCUUAUCAAUUGGUGAACCCAUGUGGUGUGCAGUUCACAAAAGUGAAAGUACAAGUUCUGUUACAACAAUAAGAGUUAGUUCAAAAAUUCAACAUGUUAAAGAUUUAAAAACUGAAGAAAUAAAUAGUUUACACGAUAUCAUACCUGGUAUGCAAAUGGAAAUAGUUACUGAAAAGGUAACAUCUAAUGGUAUUCAAGGAAAGUUUUUAAGUAAUUACUUUGGUUAUAUAGAUCAGACUCAACUAAAAUCUUCAUCGGAUGAAUUAGAUUUUUAUAAGGAAGGGAAAUUCAUAAUGGCAUUUGUUCUAUAUAUAGAACCGAAUACAAAAAUAACACAUUUUACUUUACGAAAUUUAGAUACCGUGCCCCCACCUCCUCAUGCUGUGGGUGAAAUAUUUUCAGCUAAGGUUAUAUCCAAAGUAUACAAUGGAAUUUAUCUAAAGCUUCCUUCCAAAGAAAAAUGUUUUGUUACCAACAGAAGGCUUAUGCAUGCAUUACCAAAAAAUCCAAAUUUAGAUAUAUCUGAAGCCAUUCCUAAUAAGUUUCCUGUGGGAAGUACUCAUACUUGUAGAAUUUUAGACUACAGUCAUAUGUCAAAGAUGUAUAUUUGUGCUCUCGACCAAGCUUUAGUAAAAGAGAAGCUAUUUUGUAAUAAAGAUAUUAGUGUUGGCCAAUUACUUAAUGUUACUAUAGAUUCUGUGAAGCCUGAGGGUCUAGUUGUAGUUUCUGGUCAUAUUAGAGGCUUCGUACCUAAUCUGCACAUUUCCAACGUUGAAUAUAGUGAAAGUGUUCAGAAAAAAUUCAAACCGGGAGAUAAAGUCAAUGCAAGGGUGCUGUUCACAAAAGAGGAUAAUAUAAUAUUUACUUUUAAAUCAGGACUUGUCGACUCUGAAAAGUGUUUGACUUCAUUGGAUCAAGUAAAAAGAGGUGAUCAGUAUUCUGGUGUAGUAGUUAAAACUAAGUUAGCAGGAGCAUCAGUAGUUUUCUACAAUAAUGUAAUGGGCUGGAUAAGCAGGCAACGUCUUGGGGAUGAAGAUGGUGUUAUAAAAGUAAAUCCAACGGAAUACUUUUAUAGAGGACAAGUGAUUAAUCCCUGGGCUUUGGGUGUGAAAGGUGACAAAGUAAUUUUAACAUUAAAGCCACCUGCAAGCUUUAAAAGAGAAGUAAACAUAAAAAUUGGACAGAAGAUUAGAGGAACUGUUGGUAAAAUACACAAAGAUAGGGUUGACAUUAAAUCGGCAAAGGGUGUAAUGUUAGGUGUUGUCCCAGUUAACCAUCUCAGUUCUUCUUUAUCCUUGUGUUCUACAAUUUUGAAAACUCUCAAAACAGGUGAUGUAAUGCCGGAUUUAUUGUGUGUAAGUAACAAAAGCAGUCCUUUUAUUUUAUCCAGAAGAGAAGCCUUAGCAAAUAAGAGACGAAAAACAAUCAGGAUAAGAAAUUUUGAAAAUCUUCGACCAGGAUUUCUUUUAAGAUGUUCAUACGUUUCUAAUUGUAAUGCAGGAAUCUAUGUUUCACCUUUGAUUUUUGAUUUCACAGAUAAUAUUUUAAUUAAGAUUGAGGACAUUGUCAGUAAAGGAGAAUCUUUACCAAAAUUUUUAAAAGACCAAAGUAUUGUAGCUAAAAUAUUAACUAUAAAUCAUGAAACUAAGGAGAUCAAUUUGUCUAUUAAGACAGCUUUUGAUAAUAGCGUUGAAACAGUUGUUAGUUACUUCAGUCAACAUUUAGCAGACAUAAAGUACCUUAGAGACUUUGGUCGUAACCACGGCUGGGAUAUUUGCCAGUAUCAACCAGGUGAAAGAGUUAUGUGCAAAGUAGAACAGUUAGGUGAUGAGGGAGGAUGUUUAAUUAGUUUAUCUAAUGAAGUUAAAGGAUUAGUUCCGCCCCACCUUUGUCCAGAAAAUUUAAAACCAGGUCAAUCAUUAGAAGGUGUGUUCUUGUCUCAAGAUUUUAGAGAAAAUUAUGUUGAAGUAUGUCUCAGGAAAGAUAUGUUACAAAAAAUAAACAGCGUUCAAGAUGGUAUUAUAUCAAUUUCAUCACUAGGUUCCUCUAUAAUAGAAAAUAUAUUAGUGAAAAAUGAUCAUGUACUAGGUCUUUUAAAACAAAGUGGUGGUAACAAACAGAUGAUAUAUAUACCUUUAUAUUUGCAUGAAAAUGACAGAAAUGGAUGCCAUACUUACUAUCAAAAAGAUAAACUUAAAAUUUGUAUUUGUGGUAAAUUUAGCGAUUAUUUAAUUGGUACGAGUAAAAAUUUAUUUUUAACAUUGGAUAAACAAAAAUUAUUGGAGACUAAAAAGCAGUCAUUGAAUAAUAAUGGAAAAUUGCGAGAUUCAAUUAACAGCACUGAAAAUACCAUAAAAUGUAUAGAAAAAAAUGGAAUUGCUGAAGUUAUUUCUAUACGCGAUUCUUCCGAGAGUGAGGUUAUUUUAGAAAAGGAAGAAGAAGAAGAUGAUGAUGAAAGUAGUAAUACAUAUGUUUUAAGUAGUGAAAGUGACCAAGAAUUAGUAGAAGAAAGUUCUGUAUCUAGUAAGCAGGGUAGUAAGAGGAAAAGAGAUGAAACGAAUAUGGUAAAAAAUAUUAAAUUUGGCAAUGAAAUUGUUAAAAGUUUUGCCAGUAGCGAUUCAAUAACAGGACCACUUCCGGUACUACCAGGUGUUUCUUCAUUUUUUAACCCUCACAAUGAAGAAGGCGAUAAAACAUCCUCAGAUGAGGAGGAAGAGGUAGAAGUAGUUAAAAAGAAAAAGAAAAUGACGCCAGCAGAAAGAGCAGAACUUGCUCGUCAGGAAGAAGAAAGAUUAUUCAAAAUUGAAAAGGAACUGGCGGAUCCUACUAGAACACCAGAAACUGCUGAACAAUUUGAAAGAUUACUAUUGGCUAAUCCCAAUUCUUCUGAACUUUGGGCACGUUACAUCACUUUUCAUAUUGCUGCGACAGAACUUGAUAAAGCUAGAUCCGUGGCUAAAAGAGCUUUAGAGACUAUCGACAUUACUGCAGUGACAGAGAAAUUUAAUAUUUGGAUAUCGUUACUCAAUCUAGAAAAUUUAUUUGGAACUAAGGAAUCCUUUGAUAAAACCUUUGACGAAGCAGUCAAAUAUAACGAUGCUUUAGAUAUAUAUCUAAAUGUUAUCAAAAUGCUUUCUGAAAGUGAAAAAUUCAUUGACAUGGAAGAAAAAAUUAGAAAAGUUAAAAAUAAAUACAAGCAGGAUCCAAUUAUGUGGCUAGCAGUAGCAAAAACUUACUAUUCGAUAAAAAAAUUUAAAGAGGCUAGAAAUAUUAAAGAAGCAGCGUUAAAAUCUAUAAAAGACAGAAAAACACAAUUAAAUUUAAUUAUUCGUUUUGCUAUUAUGGAAUUUAAAUAUGGAGAGGAACAGCAAGGAGCUGCAAUUUUUGAAACAAUUCUCAGUUCAGAUCCAAAGAAAGUUAAUGUUUGGAUAAUUUAUGUGGAUCAGCUUGUCAAAAAAGAUAGAAUUGAGCAAGCUAGGAAAGUCUUGGAGAGGUCUAUUUGUCAGAGGCUACCAUUGAAGAAUAUGAAAACACUCUUCUUGAAAUUUAGGAUGUUCGAAGAACAACACGGAACUCCAGAUUCAGUGGAGGCAGUAAAACAGAGGGCUGCUGAAUAUGUUGCAAAUGCCGUUAAGAGUUAAAAUAUUCAGUUACAUUUAAUACAAAAGUUAUUUUUAAAUGUUGUGUUAUUUGUUUCACAAUGGAUUUGUUAAUAAAUGUAAUAAAAACUA
Anoplophora glabripennis (Asian longhorned beetle) is the source of this 4523-nucleotide messenger RNA. It is a transcript of the gene Rrp5, whose product is annotated as protein RRP5 homolog. The record is from RefSeq and is a predicted model, not a curated record. The transcript has 20 exons. Bases 156 to 4433 code for a protein of 1425 amino acids. Gene Ontology annotation, biological process: rRNA processing. Gene Ontology annotation, cellular component: nucleus; nucleolus; small-subunit processome. Gene Ontology annotation, molecular function: RNA binding; protein binding. Lineage: Eukaryota; Metazoa; Arthropoda; Insecta; Coleoptera; Cerambycidae.